Clavispora lusitaniae ATCC 42720 is the source of this 1986-nucleotide messenger RNA. RefSeq names its product Tok1p (gene TOK1). Lineage: Eukaryota; Fungi; Ascomycota; Pichiomycetes; Serinales; Metschnikowiaceae. Gene Ontology annotation, molecular function: outward rectifier potassium channel activity; potassium ion leak channel activity. Gene Ontology annotation, biological process: stabilization of membrane potential; potassium ion transmembrane transport. The record is from RefSeq and is a predicted model, not a curated record. Gene Ontology annotation, cellular component: plasma membrane.
AUGGAUACAAAUAACCUCCGAAAAAGGCUAACGGCUGCCAAGGAACUGCUAGGCAUUCUGAAAAAUAACACCGUUUCCGGUCUUACCAGCACUUCUUUGGCCAGAUACCAAGACAAAUUGCGUCCGUUAUUCUCGGAUGAAUAUUAUCAACCACUCCAGGGCAUAAACGAGAAUGAUACAGAGGAUGUUUUCAUGCCGCGUGCCGCUGCGGUGUUGAAUCUUGUACUCCGGGCUCCUAUAUUGACUAUCACCAAUCUUUCGGUCCAACCAGGAGAACGACAUUUUGUAUUGUGGCUUCUUAUUUCAUCAUAUCUUCCAUUAAUAUCUGCCUGUAUUGCCCCAUUGGCCAAUUUAAUCUCUUUGGUUGGACUUGUGGAGCAUUGGCGGGUCAACGGACAAACCCACAGAAGUGUUCCGGACCAAACUCCGGUUUUCGCUUUGAAUAUUUUUUCCUUCGUCUUGGGCAUUGUUGGGAACAGCUCCUUGGUGAUCAAUUUUUCUGGAAAAAUGAGAUACAUUGUCACUCACAUUGUAUCGAUUACAUGCUGGGUCUGUGCCGCUCUGGUGCUUUUGGCUGCUGUUCUCAUAUCAAACAGAGAGUUUAAUGAGGACACAUUUUAUAAACGAUCAGAGGGUUUUUGGCUCGCAGCAUUGACCAUCUUCAUGUACUUCUGUUGUAUGAUGACCAUUUUGAUCAAUCUUAUUGGUUACAAGCUUCGAAAGUACCCUCCAACAUUCAACCUAGACAGGAAAGAGAGACGGUUGAUGAUUUUCACCAUCGCAUUCUCCGUCUGGGAAGGUGUCGGUACAUUGGUUAUGGCGCAUUUGAUUCCUGGUAUCAAUUAUGGCUCUUCGCUAUACUAUUGUACUGUAUCUGUGUUAACAAUUGGUUUGGGUGACAUCGUCCCCCGAUCUCAUGGAGCAAAGGUGUUCGCGCUCAUCUUCUCAUUCAUUGGUUUAAUCAUCAUGGGUCUUAUUGUAGCAAUGAUAAGACAAGUGGUGUCUUCUUCGGCUGGUCCGAGUGUUUUCUGGCAUUUGGUGGAAAAGAGGAGAGUAUUGCUCUUGAAGGAGCUUCGUGAAAGAAACGAGCCCAUGACCAGGGAGAAAUCAUUUCAUCUUAUGCGACUUCUCAGGAAAAGAGUUCGUAUCCAUCAGCUCAACAUGUCGCUUGCUCUUUCUUUCUUAACAUUCAUUGCCUUCUGGUUAAUCGGAGCCAUGGUGUUUCACUUUACCGAAAAAUGGAGUUACUUCAACGCGGUUUACUUUUGUUUUCUAUGCCUUGUGACAAUUGGCUACGGUGAUUACAAGCUUGAGACAAAUUUCGGCAAGGUUUUCUUUGUUGCAUGGGCUAUAACUGCAGUACCCAUGAUGACUAUUCUCAUUUCCAAUGUGUGUGAUACUCUUUUCGAAAGUGCGGGAAGGCUCCAUACGAUUAAAAAACGCAUAUUCGAUCCUAAAACAUACUACCUUUUGCUUACGCCAUCGUUCUAUUUUAGAAAAAUGCUGAGGGACAAUUUAGAAGUUGAGCUUGAAGAAGAGGAACAAAGAGAAGAAAUUGAAGAAAACGAAAUCCAGGCGCUCGUCGAAGAGAGCAGUGGAACGGCCAUAUCGGCAGCGCAACUUUCUGAAGAAGAGGUCGACCCUCUAACACCACGUCAAACGCUUGAGCAUUAUCAAAAGCGAUCAGAGCAGAUAUUGAAACGUUUUUCUGCAAUGCGUGAAGCCCUAUUAGAUAGCGUCAAUCUGCCCGACAAAAAGUAUGAUGCGAGAGAAUGGAAGGAAUUGUUGGAAGUUUUGGAACCAGAAGAUGGUGGUGACGUGGAUCCAUACUUCUGGUUGGGAAAGGACUCCCCGCUCCGGCUCCCAAUCAAAGAGCCCAACUUUGCAUUGCUCAAGAUUUUUUUCCGCGUGGAAUCUGACUUCAAGGGUUUGUUGGCAAUGCAGAAAGAAGAGCUUCGCCAACUAAACAAGAAGGUAGAUUCGUAA